AUAGUAUUUGAACUUCAGAAUGAACAAGCUGAGUAUGUAACGGAUAUAAAUCGUUCAAUUUAUAUACCAGGAUCAAGGUUCUUGCCUACUAAAAGGUACAAAAGAAUGCUGGAAAUCGAAAAGCAAGUCCAAACAACGAUUAAGCGUAUCAUCGACAAAAGAUUGAGGGCAAUGGAAGCAGGGGAGACUAGUAAAAAUGACUUAUUAGGCAUAUUACUUGAAUCCAAUAUGAAAGAAAUUGAACAACACGGAAGCAAAGAUUUCGGAAUGACAACAAAUGAAGUCAUUGAUGAAUGCAAGUUUUUCUAUUUUGCUGGACAAGAGACCACUGCAGUGUUGCUCGUCUGGACAAUGAUUUUGUUGUGCCUACAUCCAGAGUGGCAAGCACGUGCCAGAGAGGAAGCUUUGCAGGUCUUCGGAAAUGAAAAACCAAAUUUGGAAGGACUAAGUCGCCUCAAAAUUGUAAGUACUUUCCACAA
Messenger RNA from Solanum stenotomum, 479 nucleotides. Its product is annotated as cytochrome P450 CYP72A219-like. The record is from RefSeq and is a predicted model, not a curated record. The annotation marks the transcript as partial. The transcript has 2 exons. NCBI's taxonomy places the organism in Eukaryota, Viridiplantae, Streptophyta, Magnoliopsida, Solanales, Solanaceae. Gene Ontology annotation, molecular function: heme binding; oxidoreductase activity, acting on paired donors, with incorporation or reduction of molecular oxygen; monooxygenase activity.